CCUCCCCCCACUCUCUCGCCCCUCUCUCUCUCUCUCUCUCGUUUGUAGAGCCAUGGAAGGGACCCAAAUCUCGUUUGUAGCUACUUGGGUCUGGAAAGCACGCAAGGAGAACCCCAUCCGUCCGUGGAUUCCUUCCAUGGCCCAGAUUUUCUAGCCCCCCCUUCUCGCUUUUUGUACCUCUCUCUCUCUCUCCCCAUUAUCUAUUUGUACAUGUUUGCUCUCUCUCUCUCUCUCUCUCUCUCUCUCUCUAUCUCUCUCUUCAGUGGUAAUUAAUAUUUUCUAGUAUACAAACGUUGCAGAGGAAGAAAGGGUGUGUUUUGGGUGGUAAUGUGGUGGACUGGCUCUUCUAUUUUUAACCAUGGAUUCUUCUUUUUCUGGAUUUGUGCUUGAUCCGUCAAAGUGUAGUCAGUUGAGCAUGGAGGAGAAGAGAGAACUUGUAUAUGAAAUAUCAAAAUGGUCAGAAGGUGCCCCUGAAAUGCUAAAAUCAUGGAGUCGCCGGGAGCUUUUAGAGAUCCUGUGUGCAGAGAUGGGAAAGGAGAGGAAAUAUACUGGCCUAACAAAGUAUAAAAUGAUAGAGCACCUUCUUAGAAUUGUAUCCGAGAAGUCAGCGAAGCCCACCAAUAGCACGGACUCGGGGUCAAACCCACCACCCGCAAACCCCCAAAGCUCUUCCAAAAGACAUAGGAAGAUGGACCACCCAUCACGAUUGGCCAUUGCCGAGGGUGAUGGCAUUCCCGAUAAUCUAACAUACUGCCGGAACUCGGCCUGUAGAGCUUCCUUACGCCCACAAGAUGCUUUUUGCAAAAGGUGCUCAUGCUGCAUUUGUCACAAAUACGACGACAACAAGGAUCCAAGUGUUUGGUUGGUUUGUGAUUCAGAGCCUCCGUAUGAAGGAGAUUCAUGUGGCAUGUCGUGUCAUCUUGAAUGUGCUCUUAAGGAUGAGAGAGCUGGCAUUUCAAAGAACGGACGCUCUGCGAGAUUGGAGGGGAGUUUCUAUUGCAUAUCUUGCAGAAAAGUGAAUGACUUGCUUGGAUGCUGGAGGAAACAGCUAAUGAUUGCAAAGGACGCCAGACGGGUGGACAUAUUGUGCUAUCGGAUCUCUAUUAGCCAUAAGCUUCUGAGUGGAGCUGUGAAAUACCAAAAGCUGCACGAGAUUGUGGAUUCGGUGAUGAAGAAGCUUGAAGUCGAAGUUGGGUCUCUAAAUGGCUUGCCGAUAAAGAUGGCCCGUGGCAUUGUCAACAGGCUCUCUUCCGGCGCAGAGAUACAGAAGCUGUGUGCAUCUGCAAUUCAGAUGUUGGAUUCUAUGGCUUUUAGAGACGUGCAACCAUCCCCUCCUCGCAAUGUCCAAGAAUCCAGUUCAAUUCCCUGCAUUGUCAUCCGCUUCGAAGAUCCAUCACCGACCUCUGUUAGUCUGAUCUUGGGUUCCAACAGCCCUUCAUCGGAGGAGAUUGUCUGUUACACCUUGUGGCAUAAGAAAGCUGACAGCGCCGACUAUCCUAAAGAACCAACGUCUACUUUGUUCCGACCAAACACAAUAUUCUCAGUGUCGGAUCUCACUCCGUCUACAGAAUAUAUGUUCAAAAUCCAAUCUGUCAGCAACAAGGGCGAGCUUGAGAAGUGUGAAGUUAGAUUUACGACGAGCAGCACCAUGGAUGUUGUUAUGAAGAAUUCGACAGAUGAAGCAAGGUCGAUGGGACCUAAAUGCGGAAGUCCGAGAAUGAAUUGCAGCGGUCUAUCUAAUCCUUCUUCUGAUGGAGAUGAAUCCAAUAACAAGACUUAUGGGGACCUGAGCAAUUCACCCGGCAGUUACUCUGGUAAUUGCGAGAAAUCUGGUAAGUUAUCUGAUUGUGCCCACAAAGAAGUUGGCGGGCCCCAGGAUAUGAGCAUCAUUGUACUGCAGAGAGAAGAAUCUACGAUGCAAGAGGAGAUGCCGGGAGAUUCGGUUUCUGCCUUGGACGAGGAACGUGUUACUGGGGAAGCUGGUUCAGAACCCAACUCGACAAUCCAGUCAGAAUCACACAGAGAUUCCACGAAUUCAACUGAGGAAAACCAGGCAUCCGACGUCCCAAAAUCCAACAAUGACCGCCGUUUGAAAGGCCCAUUGCUUGAAGAGAUGAGCAUCAACUACGAAUCGAACGUGGCCAUAAUGGAGGUUGUACCGUUCAGGUCCUUUGAGUCCACCCUUCCCGUUACUCCCUGCAAGCUCGAAAUGGUCGGCCGAAUGAAACCCAUCAGCAGCGAACCCGAGAACCGUCCGACUAGGCCUGAGAAGGACCCACAAGCUGGCAGCUCAUCGAAGAAAAGAAGCUUUGGAAGAUUUGAAGAGACGUGCGACCGAGACGGAUCUGUGGAGAGAAAUUACGAGUACUGCGUGAAGGUUGUCAGGUGGCUGGAAUGCGAAGGGCAUGUCGAGAAAAACUUCCGAGUGAAGUUCUUGACCUGGUUCAGCCUGCGGGCGUCGCCACAGGAAAGGAGGAUCGUGAGCGUUUAUGUUGAUACUCUGAUCGAUGACCCAGCUAGCCUUGCAGGCCAGCUUGUCGACACAUUCUCCGAAGGUAUAUAUAACAAAAGGCCACUGCCCGUGACGACUGGGUUCUGCAUGAAGCUUUGGCAUUGAGGAUUCCAAUCAACAUCCCAACUGGUUGGGGCAGGUGGUUCCAUGGGAUGUGUUUAUCUGUAAUUCUUUCUAUGCAAAUUGAAUACUCUUUCAUUGGACGUGCCCCAAAUCAGAUUGAUUUGGGUUUGAAUAGCAGCUCAUUGUCAUUGAAACAAUCCAUUUCAAUAGAACAGUAGUUUUCUUGUCAUUGAAACAAUCCAUCUCAAUAUAACAGUAGUUUUCCAA
Molecule: messenger RNA, 2842 nt
Organism: Magnolia sinica
Lineage: Eukaryota; Viridiplantae; Streptophyta; Magnoliopsida; Magnoliales; Magnoliaceae
Product: VIN3-like protein 2
Exons: 4
Coding region: 359-2617 (752 amino acids)
Biological process (GO): vernalization response; epigenetic regulation of gene expression
Molecular function (GO): protein binding
Source: RefSeq, a predicted model, not a curated record